Molecule: messenger RNA, 966 nt
Organism: Paramecium pentaurelia
Lineage: Eukaryota; Ciliophora; Oligohymenophorea; Peniculida; Parameciidae
Source: the annotation of a GenBank genome assembly
AAUGCAAUACUAACAAGGAAAUAUUAAUGCUGAGUAUCUAAGUGACAAAGGAUAAUAUCAAUAACCUCCUUAAGGUGGAUAUUAAUAUCAACCAAUUUAAGGAUAGCCGGUAAUUGGAUAACCUGUCCAACAAUAGUAUAUUCUUUAAACAAAUAUUAGGUACUAAUAUAACCCCUAAACUCAAAUAUAAUAUCCUCAAUAACCAUAUGCUUAAUAUGCCUAAUAUCCUUAAAGAGUUUAGUAUGGAAAUGGUUAUUAAUAACAAAUGGUCGUCCUUCCUCAAACCGCUCUUGUUGUAGCUGUUUAACCAAUUAAUCCUAUUGUUGCUAAAGAAAUGGCUUUACGAUCAUACACCAGAUAGUAAAUUAUUUAUUAAAACUUAGUUUCUAUGGAUGCAAUUGCUGUAUUGGUGUUCUAGCAAUGAUCUUUUUAAUUAUUAGAUGCGUGGCAGCAUUUUAACAAGGAGGAUCAGAAGUAGCUGCAGGUGUCAUGUACAUUAUUUCGUAAUUAUAUUCUAUUAAUUGAAGUGAUUUCUUUUUUGUUACUGGAGCAAUAUGUGGAAUUUAUUCGAUUAGUAGAUAUGUGGAAAGACUUCUAUUACAUUACUAAGUCUUAUUGGUCAUAGCUUUAGUAUUUGAGAUCAUAGGGUCUAUCAUUAUAUUUGCCACUUACAGUGAUAAUGAAGAUGAUGAUCAUGAUGAGGAAGACAGCUAUACAAAGAAUGAUAAAGAUAAUAGAAGGAGUGUUGGGUAUCAAAUCAUUCUUAUCAUUAAGAUUAAUAUUUUUUAUAGUAUCCCUUAUUAUAGUAGUCAUUUGUUAUGGAAUGUUUAUCAGAUAUGCUAGACAAAUUAGAUAUAUGAUGAUUGAUUUGAAUAUUACAAGGGCAAAUUUAUAGAAUUAAAAUAUUUAAUAAGGACCACUCUAGAACUAAGGAGUAGUAUAUGGAGGAGCUCCAUAGAUUUGAAU